This is a messenger RNA of Rhineura floridana, 2962 nucleotides long. It is a transcript of the gene ACSL5, whose product is annotated as acyl-CoA synthetase long chain family member 5. The coding region runs from base 237 to 2285 and encodes 682 amino acids. Gene Ontology annotation, molecular function: arachidonate-CoA ligase activity. The record is from RefSeq and is a predicted model, not a curated record. The transcript has 21 exons. Gene Ontology annotation, cellular component: mitochondrion; membrane; endoplasmic reticulum. Lineage: Eukaryota; Metazoa; Chordata; Lepidosauria; Squamata; Rhineuridae. Gene Ontology annotation, biological process: long-chain fatty acid metabolic process.
UUAAUGUUAAAAUAGCACAGAGGACAACAGAGCUGGCAAUGUGGUAAUCACGUUCCAAUGAAGAGACAAAAAGUUGUCUUACACAACAUGUAAACCAUAGUUUAGUGUUACAUGCAUGAGCUUCUGGGUUGUGUGCUCCCCCUCCUCAUCCUGUCUUCUGCCACCAUCCCUGCAAGAAAAAGAUCAAAAGCUUUUACUUUCAGGUUUCACCACUCUGGCAGCACUGAUCUAACAGGAUGAUUUGGAUACUUCAGCUCUUGUUUUCACCACUCCCAACGCCUGCUUUGAUUGGUCUUGUUACUUUUGGAACAACAGUCUUCCUAUGGUUGAUAACCAAACCAAAACCAGUUACACCCCCUGUUGACUUGAACAAGCAGUCCUUAGGCACUAAGGGAGGAGCAAGAAGAAGUGCCCUUAUGCCUGAAGACAAGCUUCUUUCUUACUACUUCGAGGAUGCAAAGACCUUAUAUGAAUGUUUCAAAAGAGGACGUUAUAUAUCGGAAAAUGGCCCUUGCUUAGGAUACAGAAAACCAAAGCAAGCUUAUCAAUGGCUGUCUUACCAACAGGUACUAGACAGAGCUGAAUACCUGGGAUCAGGCCUCCUACACAAAGGAUGUAAACCGUCAUCAGACCAAUUCAUUGGCAUCUUUGCCCAGAAUAGACCAGAGUGGAUAAUCUCUGAGCUUGCCUGCUACACUUACUCAAUGGUUGUAGUUCCCCUUUAUGACACUCUGGGGCCAGAAGCUAUUGUGUAUGUUAUCAAUAAAGCUGACAUCUCUACAGUGAUCUGCGACAAACCUGAGAAGGCACAAGUGGUACUUGAGAACUGUGAACAAAGAAAGAUCCCAGGAUUGAAGAUAAUUAUUCUGAUGGAUCCUUUUGAUGACAAAUUAAAGGAAAAAGGAGCUACGCUAGGAGUUGAAAUCCUUUCAUUACAAGAAAUUGAGGCUCUAGGAAGAGACAACUUUAGCAAACCAGUUCCUCCCAAACCAGGAAAUCUUGGCAUAGUCUGUUUCACCAGUGGAACAACAGGUAAUCCUAAAGGAGCCAUGCUAACGCAUGAGGGUGUUGUUGCCAAUGCUGCUGCUUUCAUGAAGAGCAUAGAAAUGACGACUCCUUGUCUGCCAUCAGAUACGUCAAUGUCAUACCUUCCUCUAGCUCACAUGUUUGAGAGAGUAGUGCAGACUGUAAUGUACAGCAAUGGAGCAAAAGUUGGGUUCUUCCAAGGAGAUAUUCGACUUUUAACUGAUGACAUGAAAGCUUUAAAGCCAACAGUCUUUCCAGUAGUGCCAAGACUACUCAACAGGAUCUAUGAUAAGAUUCAAAGUGGUGCCCAAACAAAGUUCAAGCAGGUAAUGUUAAAAGUUGCUGAAGCCAGGAAGCAUGCUGAAGUGAAGCAGGGCAUUCUUCGAAACACAAGCAUCUGGGACAAGCUAGUGUUCAAGAAAGUUCAGGAAAUCAUGGGCGGGAAGGUGCGAAUAGUAGUAACUGCAGCUGCCCCAAUAUCUCCAUCUGUCCUAACAUUUCUCAGAGCAGCCUUUGGAUGUCAGAUCUUUGAAGCAUAUGGUCAGACAGAAUGCACGGCUGGCUGCACAUUCUCAUUGCCAGGAGACUGGACAACAGGUCAUGUUGGACCACCCCUAGCCUGCAACAUCAUAAAACUUGACGAUGUUGCUGAUAUGAACUACUUUGCAGCUAAUGGUGAAGGAGAGAUUUGCGUUAAAGGGCCAAAUGUAUUCAAGGGUUACUUGAAGGAUCCUGAGAAAACGGAAGAAGCUAUUGAUAAGGAUGGUUGGCUUCAUACUGGAGACAUUGGGAAAUGGAUGUUGAGUGGGGCACUGAAGGUAAUUGACAGAAAAAAGAACAUCUUUAAGCUAGCUCAAGGAGAAUAUAUUGCACCUGAAAAGAUUGAAAACAUUUACAUCAGAAGUGCUCCUGCAGCACAGGUCUUUGUGCAUGGAGACAGCCUGCAGUCAUUCUUGGUGGGUGUGGUGGUUCCUGAUGCAGAGACCCUUCCAGAGUUUGCCACAAACUUGGGAGUAAAAGGUUCAUAUGGUGAAAUAUGCAAAAAUACAGCAGUAAAAAAAGCUAUCCUGAUGGACAUGAUCAAGUUGGGUAAAGAAGCUGGCCUCCAAUCAUUUGAACAAGUGAAAGAUAUCUACAUCCACCCAGAGAUGCUCACAGUUGAAAAUGGACUCUUGACUCCAACACUGAAGGCAAAGAGAGCAGAAGUAUCCAAAUUCUUCAGGAGUCAAAUUGAUGCCCUGUAUGCUUCUAACAUAUAGGGGGACAAAAGGCUACCUCAAAUGCGUUUACAAUGGACUGUGAAAACACUUGAUAGGCACAAAAUAGUUAAAUAAUGAAGGACCUAAUCAACUAAGUGUCCUUUCCUUUUAAAGAAAAAUGUGGCCAGCUAAUGUAGUACCAGGUUGUUGUGAAUCUUGUAUAAAAACAUGGCUAAGAUGUUCAAAUGGAACAGGCUGACUUGUAUUCAAAGCAACUGGGGAAGCUGCCUUGCUACCUCACUAACUACUGUUGUCAUGAUUGUAUAAAGCUAAAUGAAAUGGACCCUAUGAUAGUUUCCAUAUUUGGAAGAUGGAAUAGCUGUAUGGGAAAGUAUUUAAGUCAUUUCUGAAGCUUUUGAUGACCAUAGUAAGAUUGUACUGGACCAGUGUGGUUAAACAAACUUAAUCUAAUCUUACUGAGUGGCUGUGCCCCAUACAGGGUCAUGUAAUAUAGUCUUGAUUUGUACAGUCAUGUACUCUAGCUUUAUAUAAUAUGCUUUUGGACCAAAGCCAUAAUUUCAUCAAGUGAUGAGUGCUCAAAUGUACCAGCAGCAAUAAAUGUAUUUACGGUUAUCUAUAUUUUUUUAGUCAGGAUAUCCAAAUUCUGCUAAGACACAAGCUGUAUUCCUACUGGCUGAAAAUGUAUGUGAAAAAUAAAUAUCACUUUCUGGAAUUUA